This is a messenger RNA of Aspergillus alliaceus, 1302 nucleotides long. RefSeq lists its product as uncharacterized. The transcript has a single exon. Gene Ontology annotation, molecular function: glutathione binding; glutathione synthase activity; ATP binding. The annotation marks the transcript as partial. Gene Ontology annotation, biological process: glutathione biosynthetic process. Gene Ontology annotation, cellular component: cytosol. The record is from RefSeq and is a predicted model, not a curated record. Lineage: Eukaryota; Fungi; Ascomycota; Eurotiomycetes; Eurotiales; Aspergillaceae.
AUCAGCCUCAACUUACAACGUAUCUACAAGCGAUGGAAUACCCUCCUCAAUUCUCCGAAGAAAGAGGCCUCGCCCUGAUAGCCGACAUUGUCGACUGGCAGAUUAACCACGGUUCAUUGCUCAAGCAAAUUAUCCCUCAUUCUUCUACCUCUUCCUCUUCACAAUGCUCUCCUGUUGGAGUCUCGGUCUUUCCGACAUUAUUCCCUCGCGCACAAUUCGAUCAUGCGCGGGAGUUACAGCCCAUCUACAAUGAACUAUAUUGCGCCAUGGCUGAGGAUGAACAAUGGAUCUUCGAGGCCAUUCGCGAUCUACUUCCGGUUGACCCUCUGGCCGCAGCGCUCUGGGGCAUACAUAAGGAGGUGAAGCAAGUUGGAUAUGCGCAAAAAAUAUCGGUCGGCAUUUUUCGGUCGGACUAUAUGUUGGAAGGACCAGAGGCCGAGUUUCCGCUCCGAUCAGGGCAGACCUUGAAUGUCGCUUUAAAACAGGUCGAGUUCAAUACGUUUUCGUGCGCCGGAGGAACGCAUGCGAACAAGACCGGGGCGAUGCAUCGUUAUCUUGCACGCACCAGCGCCUACGAGACCGGAAGUGAUAGUACAACCCCCGUCUCACUCGAGGCCUUGCCGCGUAACGACAAUAUCACAUCCCUCUCCGGAUGCCUAGCCGCCGCUCACCAGGCUUAUGGGCGCCAGAGAAACCGGGCGGCUGCCGACACAGCGGUUCUGUUCGUGGUCCAGCCCAACAAUUUCAACAUCGCGGAUGAGCGACCGCUGGAGUACGCACUGUGGGAUCAAGAUGUUCCCGCCUACCGAGUCGACUAUCCAGAUGAUUUCCUUCAGUACACGACCCUAACUGAGUCGCGUGAACUUCUCUUCCACCCACCAUGGCUAGGGUCAAAGUGUGUUGAAGUCUCGGUCGCCUAUAUGCGUGCCGGUUACGAGGCCUAUGAAUACGAUUCUAUAGGCCAAGAAGCCCGGCUUCGAAUAGAGCUUUCCCUUGCCAUUAAAUGCCCUUCACUCCUGGCACAUAUCUGCACCUUCAAAAAAGUACAAUGUGCUCUCACAGCCCCGGGGGCGCUGGAGCAUUUCUUAUCCCCAGAGAAAGCAGCCAUGAUCCGGUCAACCUUUGUCUCCAUGUAUUCCUUCGACGAUAGUGACAUAGGAUCUCGGGCCCGCCAUCUGGCGACCGAUCAGAAACUUGCGCGGAAUUAUAUAUUGAAGCCGUCCUUGGAAGGCGGAGGGCAUAAUACUUUCGGGGAGGAUAUCCCCGACUUUUUGGCGUCCAUUCCCGAGUCUCAAUGGAGUG